GGCCGGCGACGAGGGCCGGGGGGCUGGCCGCAAGAGGAAGGCCUGGGCGAAGAGCCGGGAUUCCUGGCAGGCGUCGGAGGCCGAGCGGCUCUCGCCAGAAGCGCCGGAGCUGAACCCGGGGCGGGAAGGAGGCAAUAUCCCAAAUGAAAAGAUUGCAAUAUGGCUUAAAGAUUGCAGAACGCCGCUGGGAGCCUCUCUGGACGAGCAGAGCAACCAGACUUUAAAGGGCAUGCUGGUGAGAAAUGGAGGAAGUUUUGAAGAUGACUUAUCCCUGGGAGCAGAAGCUAAUCAGCUGCACCAAGGUGGUGAACAAAUGGAAAUCUGUAACGGUAUGUUGGCGAAGGACAAGAGGCUUCAGUUUCAUCAGAAGGGCCGAAGCAUGAAUUCGACUGGCUCUGGGAAAAGCAGUGCAACAGUGUCAAGUGUGUCUGAACUACUAGAACUGUACGAGGAGGAUCCUGAAGAGGUUCUCUACAAUCUGGGGUUCGGCCGUGAUGAACCAGAUAUUGCUUCUAAAAUCCCGCCAAGGUUUUUUAACUCAUCAUCGUUCGCCAGAGGGAUAGAUAUCAAAGUGUUUCUGAAUGCCCAGUUGCAACGCAUGGAAGUAGAAAAUCCAAAUUUUGCUUUGACAAGUCGCUUUCGUCAAAUUGAAGUGCUCACUACUGUGGCCAAUGCGUUCUCUUCCUUAUAUUCGCAAGUUUCUGGCACCCCGUUGCAGAAAAUCGGGAGCAUGAACUCGACGGCUUCCAGCAAAGAGGCAGCGAGCCCACCGCCUCUAACCCGAAGCAACACUGCGAGCCGUUUGAUGAAGACCUUAUCUAAGCUCAACCUCUGCGGGAACCAGCCGGCUGCUGAAGCGGGCAGUUGUUCAACGCCUUCGCCGGUUGAAAAGGGGAAAGCUGAAAGCGGGCAGCUUGAGGACUCUGACUCUAAAAAUGAACCCAAAACACCAAAACACUUCAAAGCAUCUUUGCUGGCUACAGUGAAAGAGGAGGUACCUGGCAAUCAGCUGAGCAUUAUGGAUGUUCAUGCUUCCGAACUUUCUUCUGGAGCUAACAUUACACAAGGAAUGCAAGGCAACCACACGCCUUGUGAAGAUGAGCAAAAUCAGGACUCCCUUGGUCAUUCAGAUGGACCUAAUGAGCAAGCUGCUGUUAAGGGCUCAUCCGGUCUCGAGAGCGAAAUACCCGUCUCGGGCACUUGUGGCCUUGAGGGUAAUUCUGAGCUGCCAGAGCUUCUGAUGUCACUGCCGGAUAAAGAACCCUGUGCUCCGAUAGCAAACCCAUCCAUUGUCAAUCUCAUACUGCAGCAGAAGGACUCUUUUGAGAUGGAAGAGAUCCAAAGCACCGAGGGAGAGAUCCCACAUACCCCUAGUACAGGCCAGCUGGCCUUAGCGAAAACGAAAAAAGACCAGCUAUUACGAUCUGCGAGUCAGCAUUCUGACAGCAGCGGCUUUGCCGAGGAUUCUUCUACAGACUGCUUCUUGCUAAAUCAGCUGCAGGCACAUGAGUCGUUGCAGGCCAUGGGGAGCAGCGCUGACAGCUGCGACAGUGAAACGACGGUUACAUCUUACAGCGAAGAACUCAAGACACCGAUAGCCGAACAGUCCUAUUUCAACGAACUUGACGAGGAGAAAUUUCUCCUCUCAGAAGUCGAGCGACAGAUGGGGGAGAUGGCUUCUGAGGUAAAUGCGGGAGAAGGUGAGAACAUUCCGGAAUGCAAACCCGGUCAGGCUGAAACUGGAGAAGACACGGAGUUUGGCCAAGGAAGUUUUCUGAGGAAAAAUGAAGGCGUUCCUGUGGAGCAGGUUGCGUUUGAAGUACUGGAAGAAGACAGUGAAGAAAGCGAUUUAGAUCGAAGCAGCGAGUGUGAGUUUCCUCAGUAUAAUACUCACCACAUUCUCAAGUCUAUGGCCUCUAUAGAAAGCACCAGCUCAUCCCCUUCCCCUGGAGACCGGGUUAACAUUGCUUUGGAAAGAGCCCAGAAGAAGAUCAGCACUUCGUCCAGUUCCAGAGCUGGACGCGUUCUGCUAAAAUCAAAAGACCUUCUUUUCAAGCACCGGCAUCAAAUUGCCAACCUCAGCUAUCCCCUCCGGCGCUCGCAGUCCCUCCCCACCACGCUACUAAACCCCGUGAAGGUUGUCUCCUCCGUGAACGUCCAACUCAAUCCGGGCAAACAGACUCUGUGCAGCCCACCUUCUUUUACUUAUAAGUACGACACGCCUGAGGAAGGAGGGAGGAAGGACCACGAGGAAGCGAAAUCUGUCGGGGAGGCCCAGGACAGCCCUCCCCGCUGCAAAUCCACCCUUUUUAUCGCCCCGACAUCUGUUAGGAAAGGAACGUCUCUGCCUGGAGGGGCGAGCAAGGCAGCGGACGAGCCCUGCCGGAACAGGAUCCAGAGCUGCCCAUUGCAUCUCCCCGCGCACAUGUCUCAGUCGUCGUGUUCGCUCCAUUCUCUCCACUCCGAUUUCCUGGAGAGGCCGCUUUGCGCUCACGCGAGAACGUUCAGUACGCACAGCAUCCCGAGCACCCCCGGCUCCUCCUGCGGCGGCUUGCCUUCUCCCUUUGGCUGUCCUUUCUCCCUGAGGAGCCUGGGCCACGCCCACCCGGCGCAUGCUCCCUCCACAGUCGAAAUGCAGCUUAGGAGGGUCUUGCAUGACAUCCGAAGCUCUUUGCAGAACUUGUCGCAGAAUGCUGUGAUGAGAGGUCACGACAUUACGACACCUUCUUACAGUACUCAGAGAUCAUCCAUUCUACCUCUUUAUGAAAAUACAUUCCAAGAUCUUCAAGCGGUUCGGAGAAGCCUCAACCUCUUUCGAACGCAGAUGAUGGAUUUAGAACUGACCAUGUUGCGCCAGCAGACGACAGUUUACCAGCACAUGACUGAAGAAGAAAGGUAUGAAGCUGAUCAGCUCCAGACACUGAGAAAAUCUGUUCGGAUGGAGCUUCAGGAAUUAGAAAUGCAGUUGGAGGAACGCCUACUUACUCUGGAAGAGCAGCUUAGGAAUUUACACGUUUCGUCACCUUACAGACCACAAUCGCUCAUGGGCAUGUAUGGAAGCAGAAGUACUGAUAAUUUGUCAUGCCCGUCUCCGCUGAAUGUGAUGGAGCCGGUUUCUGAACUCAUGAGAGAACAAUCGUUUCUGAAGUCAGAGUUGGGGUUGGGGCUGGGAGAACUCGGAAUGGAGACUCCUGCGGGAGAUAGUUCAGAAUCUUUCGAUCACGGAAAUUCAGAUUCUUCAUCAGUGUGUUCCAGUCAAGCCAGCCGGAAAGCAACUGUCAAGUCCAAGCCCCAGAGCAAAAAAGUAUAUCGAGCAUGCGUCGCCUUGAUGCCCACUCCACCGGCAAGAUCAGGAACUGUUCGAGCCCCUGAAUGUUCUGAAGACCCCGUAUCCUCCCAAUCGGAGGCCGAAGCAAAACUUGACAAGGGGGCUCUUGCAUUUUCUGUCGAAGAAGUUCAUAGAAGCACAGAGAAUGAUGAACUGCAGCAAGUCAUCCGAGAGAUCAAAGACUCUAUUGUUGGUGAAAUCAGACGGGAAAUCGUAAGUGGUCUGUUAGCAGCUGUCUCUUCCCCAAACAGAGGAAGCACUAAGCAGGAAACACAGCCAUGAACUGGCACAACAGGUUGACCUGUGUUCCGAGGACACUGUAGACCGAGUA
Euleptes europaea (tarantolino) is the source of this 3659-nucleotide messenger RNA. RefSeq names its product ITPR interacting domain containing 2 (gene ITPRID2). Bases 230 to 3610 code for a protein of 1126 amino acids. The transcript has 18 exons. Lineage: Eukaryota; Metazoa; Chordata; Lepidosauria; Squamata; Sphaerodactylidae. Gene Ontology annotation, molecular function: signaling receptor binding. The record is from RefSeq and is a predicted model, not a curated record.